UGGUAGAGGAACGCUUUGGCUACUGUCCUGACGGCUGGAUCCGGUACCAGUCUCGUUGCUUUCUCUUCGUCAACUCCGCCAUGAACUGGUACAGAGCAGAGGAUUACUGUAACCAACGCCAUGGAAGCCUGGUUUCUGUCCUCAACCCCCGGGAACACAGCUUCCUCCAGCAGCAAAUGUCUGUGGCUGGAUGGCCCAACACAUGGCUGGGAGGUUUCAACCUGCAGAAUCAGUGGAGGUGGAUCGACCAUGAAGGGCUCUACUACACCAACUGGCACAGCAUUGGCUCUGUCACCAGCUACCCCUGCAUGUACAUGGGCAAUACUCUGGGCUGGCGCAACAUUGCCUGCUCCUCCUCCUUGAGGUUCAUCUGUGGCAGAAACUUCAACAACUGUUAAGAGUGCAAAUUGAGUAGAAGAUGAAGCUUUGACCUGCUGUCGUUGACUGGAUUCAUGCUUUAUUUUAGCUGCCUUGUAAACUGGCUGUAAUGUACUGUGUCUAUUUCUGGGUGAGGAAAUUGCCCAGAAAGGUAAAAGUGAUGUUUUUGUAUAAUCCUCUCAGAUUGUUUUUGUUGAAUAAAUAAAACAUUGGAUU
This is a messenger RNA of Osmerus eperlanus (European smelt), 594 nucleotides long. RefSeq names its product C-type lectin 16-like. The transcript has 4 exons. The record is from RefSeq and is a predicted model, not a curated record. Bases 81 to 398 code for a protein of 105 amino acids. NCBI's taxonomy places the organism in Eukaryota, Metazoa, Chordata, Actinopteri, Osmeriformes, Osmeridae.